CACCCAUGCACGGCGCGGAGGAGCCGGCGGCGGGGCCGCGGGUGAAAGCGGCGAGCACGCAGACCGACAGCAUGGCCGGUCAAAUGCCAAGACUUUCCAAGGUCAAUCUUUUUACUUUAUUAAGUCUCUGGAUGGAGCUCUUUCCCUCGGCUGAGCAGCAGAAAAAAUCCCAGGUGAAGAAGAGUGGUCUAGUUGUGGUGAAAAAUAUGAAGAUUAUUGGUCUUCAUUGCUCCAGUACAGACUUGCAUGCUGGCCAGAUUGCACUCAUUAAACAUGGAUCAAGACUUAAAAACUGUGAUCUUUAUUUUUCCAGAAAACCAUGUUCAACUUGUUUAAAAAUGAUUGUAAAUGCUGGGGUGAACAGGAUUUCUUACUGGCCUGCAGAUCCUGAAAUCAGCUUGCAAAACGAGGUAUCCAAUCCAACAAGCACUGAGGAUGCAAAGCUGGAUGCCAAAGCAGUGGAAAGACUGAAGUCAAACAGUCGUGCUCGUGUGUGUGUGUUGCUUCAGCCUUUGGUGUGUUACAUGGUGCAGUUUAUUGAAGAAACUUCCACCAAGUUUGAUUUUAUUCAGAAAAUAGCAAAAUUACAGCCUGACUGUAACAUUGACUUUUAUACUGCAUGUAGGCAAGAGAAAAUAAAAGAGUAUGAAAGUUUAUUUCUAAUUUCGAAUGAAGAAAUGCACAAGCAAAUAUUGAUGACAAUAGGACUGGAGAACCUCUGUGAAAACCCAUACUUCAGCAACCUUAGGCAGAAUAUGAAAGAUCUUGUCUUGGUCUUGGCAUCAGUGGCCGCCAGUGUCCCUGUGUUUGGGUGCUUUGGAUUUUACAAGAGUGGAUCCCAACAAACAAACGAAGCAGACGAUCAGUGUUUGCCCCAGGACGUGGCAAGGCACUGUAUGAUACAAGCCAGGCUACUUGCAUAUCGGACAGAGGAUCAUAAAACGGGAGUUGGAGCUAUUAUUUGGGCAGAGGAAAAAUCAAGAGGCUGUGAUGGAACAGGAGCAAUGUAUUUUGUAGGCUGUGGUUACAAUGCCUUUCCUGUUGGAUCUGAAUAUGCUGAUUUUCCACACAUGGAUGAUAAGCAAAAAGAUCGGGAAAUCAGAAAGUUCAGAUACAUUAUCCAUGCGGAGCAGAACGCCCUGACAUUCAGGUGUCGAGAAAUAAAGCCAGAUGAGAGAAGCAUGAUAUUUGUAACAAAAUGUCCAUGUGAUGAAUGUGUCCCUUUAAUUAAAGGAGCUGGUAUCAAGCAGAUCUAUGCAGGAGAUGUUGAUGCUGGAAAAAAGAAAGCAGACAUAUCCUAUAUGAAGUUUGGUGAACUUGAGGGUGUAAGCAAAUUCACAUGGCAGCUAAGUCCAUUGCACACUAAUGCAUUUGAAUUCCAUGACCCUACAGCCAGGGAAAAUGGGGUCCAGAAAACAAAAUCGCUGGAUGACCAGCAGCACCAGAGCAAGAAACUGUGUCUUGGUCAUUACUGAAUAACUAAGCACUUCCUGCAGUCUUGCUUUGUACUUUUUAUAAUACAGCCUGUUUGCACUUUCAAAUAAGGAAGAGUUUUAUUUAUUGUUUGGAAAAUGAAUUUUAGAAUAAGUUUAUUUAUGAUGUCUUUAAUGGUUUACAGCAUUGCCUGAAGGUCCUUUUAAUUUAGAAGCUCCUGGAGAAAAAAUGCUGCUUGUAUUUUCUGUGAAAGUAACUGGGUGGCUGAUCAUUUUUAACACAUUAAAAAAAUAUACUCAAAGUUCAUUGGUGGUAGAUCAGAGUUAUAAUAAAGUGGUGUCUUAUUUGCUUGGGGUAUGGAUUGAGGGAAUGGAUUUAUAAGUUCUGGGCUAGCAAAUGGCAGAAAUAAAUCGUAGUUCCUCAAAUACAAUCAUCAAGGGAAUCUUCUAGGAAAUAGUAAGUAAAUAAUCACCAGCAACUAUCUCUGUUCUUGAAUGUGGCUUUUGCUUCUCAGUCUGCUUCUCAGUAUAAAGGACAUGAAACCAUUGGGAUGGCAGUGAUUGCUAGCUAAAUGAUUUGGAGACCAGUCUUGUCUCACAUACACACUUCCUACUGUAGCAGCAGAGCUGUUUCAUUUUGUGGUACUUGCCUUGCUGCUCUGUGUGCUUCCUCACAUGCAGUCCAUAUGAAUUAAUGAAGACAAAGAUUAGCUUUGCUUUCUCUCAGCUUCUGGAGGCAGGCAUAAAAGUGUUAGG
This is a messenger RNA of Cinclus cinclus, 2189 nucleotides long. It is a transcript of the gene CDADC1, whose product is annotated as cytidine and dCMP deaminase domain containing 1. The transcript has 9 exons. Gene Ontology annotation, cellular component: cytoplasm. Lineage: Eukaryota; Metazoa; Chordata; Aves; Passeriformes; Cinclidae. The record is from RefSeq and is a predicted model, not a curated record. Gene Ontology annotation, biological process: dUMP biosynthetic process; dTMP biosynthetic process. Bases 6 to 1475 code for a protein of 489 amino acids. Gene Ontology annotation, molecular function: zinc ion binding; dCMP deaminase activity.